AGCAAUUUUAAAAAUGGAUGAAAUUGAAUAUAAAUUAAAGAAAAAUAAUUCAAUAUUGGCUGCACACUCAAUUACAAAAUUAAUUGAUAUUAUUCGUAAUAAAUAUAUUGCUCAACAGAAUAUUUCAACGGAGCAACGAGUAGAAAUAGUAGAAUUGAAAGUAUUACGUGAAAAAUGUAGCGAUGAUCAGAAUAUUGUUAGUUUAACAGCUUGUCAAGCGAUGGUUCAUUUAGUGGACGAAGGUUUUUUACAAGUUGCACCCACCUUAUCCGAUUUUAUUGCGGCUUUAUCGUCAACAAACAAUUAUACAGGGAUAAUUCAAGGAAUAGGAAGCUUACUUCUUCAUGACAUGGUUCGUCAAAUGAAUGAUAAAAAGGAGUAUGAGUGUUCAUUUUCAAUAUCCUCGCCGCAGCAUCCAUUAAUAACAGUUUUACGUCAGCACAAAAGUACUUGGAGUCAUGUAAUCAAUCAAAUUCAAUAUUUAUUUUAUCAUCACGAUCAAAAAAUUGUUAAGAACAGCUUUAUCCUUUUACGGCCUGUAAUUAUGUACAUUUUAUGUGAUCCUUGUAUCGAUGCACCAGAAAAAUGUCGUUCCGAAGUAUGGAAUAUACUCAUACGUUUGUCUUCAAAAUCGAAUGUACAAGAAUAUAUUUUGGAUUUGUUGCCAUGGAUUCAAAGUCCAGAAUCACUUUUAUUCAAAGCAAACUUAAUAUUGGAAUUGAUUGAAACAGCUUAUAUUAAAAAUAUAACACCCUUAUACAUUGGACUUCUACCAUAUUUGGCUUCAUUAACACAUGAAAUUAUAGCACAAGGAGAAGAUCCACGUCCAUAUUUAUCAACAAUUAAUAAAAUUAUUUCGGAGAGCAGAACAACUGAAGCCAAUAAUUAUAUUUUAUUUAUAUUCUGUGAGACUUUAGUAAUAUGCCCAUCAAUGUAUUUAGAACACCUAGUACGAAUGUGUUCAAAGAUAAUCAAACUGGGUAAUAUAAAUCCCAUAAUAUGUGAAAUGGUGAUAGCAUCGUUCCUACAAUGGAUGAUAUACCCAUCGAUUAUUUUAAAAACAUCUUUGGAUAUUGCACACGAUACAAUCAAAUAUAUUCAUAAAAAUUAUAAAAUUGAUCAAAAAGCCGAAAAUAUCUUAAAAAUUAUCUCAAAUAAAUGGCUUAUAGCGUCCACAAAAACUGAUGCACGUGUACAGCGUGUCACAAUGUUAAUAAAACUAUGUGAAUCAUUUCGUGUGUCACAAAAAUUAAUUGUUGCAUGGCUAAAACGAAUUUUAACAUGUGAACGUAUUAUGGAAAAAAUUCUACCAUUAAUACUUGGUAUUUUCAUUACGGAUUACAAUAAUUCGGAAUUAAGUGAAACCAUAUUAAAGAUAUUGCUAAUUGUUGUUAAAUUUAAUUCCGAAUUGGGUGCGAAAGUAUUGAUUUUAAUUUUACAUAAAUUAUCCAAAGAGCAUAAUCCAAAAAUACAAUUGUUAUUGUUGAAUAGUAUACCAGAAAUGGCUGUACUGAAAGAGAAUGUACCGUUAGUGGCGCAUACAUUAGAGUCGUUGGAAAAUGGACCACGUGAUUUACAAGGCAUGUCUAUUGAUUUGUAUACAAAAUUAUGGAAAAUUGAAGUGCGAUGUUAUCCAUACUUGCAACGUGUUUUGUUACAAACGCCAAAAAAUCAGAAUCUAUCUACGGAAUUGGAUAUUGUUAAAGCUACAGCACUUAAAGAAAUAUGUUUAUUAAGACCUGAACACCAUGGAACUGAAGUGGUUUCGUUGUUAUCAAAUAUUUUAAAUCGUUGUGGUGACAAUAACGGCAGUUUAGCCUCAUCUUUAGCACUAGAAGGUAUUGCAGCUUUAUGCAAAACUAGUAUUGUUGAUGUUGGAAGUACAUGGAAAGCUUUAUCACCAAAAUUGAGUAAAGAUAAACGACCAUUAGUGAUAUCUAGUUUAUGUAAAUUAUUUAGUGAGGUACCAGCGUUAAGAGUACCUUCCCACGAAUAUGAUAAUCUCGAGCAUGAAGUUAUCGCUAAAUUAUGGUCAUAUGUGAUAUCAAGCGAUGAUACGGAAAUUAUAAAGGCGGCAUUUCACGCAUUAUCAGCGUUUAACAUACAAAAUUUCACGUUAAAAGAAAUUCCACAACAAUUUUCACAGAAUUUGAAAUUACCAGCACAAUAUACGAAAACACCAAUUGAUGCAAUGAGAAAACCGGAAGAUGUUUUACUUUACAUACCAGGUGAAUGUUGGAUCCAAUUGUUGCAAAAUGUGAAUGAAAAAGGUUUAGAUGCUGCUUGCAAUUAUUUAAUUUCAUGCGUAAAGGAAGAAAUAUCCGAAUAUCGAAGUAAAGUUUAUAGCGUUCAGCAUGGACAAGGUGAACCCUUUAAUUACAAUGCAAAUUUACCUGCAAAAAGUAUAGUUCGUGCCCUUGCCACGUAUAUAAUACACAAGGCAGCAAAUACGAUAGACAAUUCGAAACGCGAUAUAACUACAUAUUGCUUAAGAAUAUUAAGUCAAGAUUAUGAUAAGCCAUUACCACCAUUAAAUUGGUGUUUUCUCCAUGAAUUAUUUCACUUGGGUAUUGUCGAAAGAAAAUUGUGUAUUAUUUUAACAGCGAAACAAAGUAUUACGUCUGGAACAGCUCAACGUUUUAUAGAAAAUUACGUUGUUACUUUUCAAGAUUUUGAGCAAAAUGAAGAAGAAAUGUUAACUUUGUAUUCAGUACUUCGUCAUCUAGCUAAAACUGUACAACCCAGUUCAUUAAAAGAAUUUCUCGAUAAAUCAUUUAAAUAUGCUUUUGAAAAACCUCAAACAAUGUUGAUAAAAACAUUGUUCAGUUUACUCAAAGACACUUUAUUAGAUUCAACAAUACAUGAAGCGAAUCGAAAUUUAAUAUCACAAUUAUUAGAAUUGUAUUUGGAUAAAAUUCAAUCAGAAGAUGAGAUAUUUGAAAAUUACACAGAUUGUAUUAUAGAACUUUCUCAAGUUUAUAUCGAAAGAAUGACAUCACCCACAGUUUGGUGGGAAGUAAACGAAGAAAAAUUACGAAAAGCAAUUUUAAUACGCAAAAAGAUGGCGUUACGCACAGAUAUAGAAAAACCAUUAGUCUGGUUUAACGAGUGUAUUGAUGCUGUAAUGUCAUAUCCAAGUCAACAAAUUUUUACAUUACGUCAAAUUUAUGAUGUAUUAUGUAAGAAUAAAAAGGAAGCAACUAUUAUGGAUUGGUAUUUGGAAUUAAUGGGCCGUAUUCAAUCAAUUUUACUGGAUAAAGAGAUUACACAAUCAGCAAUUGAGUUCUUUUGUGAUAUAUUCAUUUUGGUUGUAAUCACUGUUGCUGAGUAUAAUUGUUUGACGGUUUCAGAUGAUACAAUCAUUAUAUCUAGAGAAAUACGAAUGUCGUUGUUACCACAGGCUACUCUACAGCUUUUAGAAUCUUCUCAAUGGGAAUCAACAAUUGAGGAGACAAUUGACUUCUACUUACAUAUGAUGUCAGCUAAUAUAAUAUCAAACUUGUAUAAAAAUAUGUUUCGAGAUGGUUUAAUUGCCUUAAAAUAUGCCAAACACUUUAAGAAGCAUUCGAUUUGGAUGCGAUGUUUAACGAAAGUUUUAUAA
This is a messenger RNA of Chrysoperla carnea, 3601 nucleotides long. Its product is annotated as focadhesin. Bases 14 to 3601 code for a protein of 1195 amino acids. Gene Ontology annotation, biological process: regulation of post-transcriptional gene silencing. The transcript has 13 exons. The record is from RefSeq and is a predicted model, not a curated record. Lineage: Eukaryota; Metazoa; Arthropoda; Insecta; Neuroptera; Chrysopidae.